Cryptococcus amylolentus CBS 6039 is the source of this 2526-nucleotide messenger RNA. RefSeq lists its product as hypothetical. The transcript has 5 exons. The record is from RefSeq and is a predicted model, not a curated record. Gene Ontology annotation, molecular function: protein binding. NCBI's taxonomy places the organism in Eukaryota, Fungi, Basidiomycota, Tremellomycetes, Tremellales, Cryptococcaceae. The coding region runs from base 42 to 1808 and encodes 588 amino acids.
CUCUUCCCGAACACAACAAAUCCAAAACGAGGGAAUCAGAUAUGUCGACCCUAGCCCCCAAGGACGACCCCGAUCCAUCUCCCUCUUCCCCGCCUUCAGCCAUCCCAGCCCGCCUGAAAAGCAAGCAGAACCAACAACCUACCAACUCUCCCAAUACUGCUGCCUCCAACCGCCGUAGAUUAGGCGGCCUCUUCACUGAACUGGGCAUCAGCGUCUCCCCAGCUCGAGCAAGGGCUGUUUCAGAGAGCCCGGCUGGUACGCCGUCUCGAAAAACAACGAAUGCUGGCUCGGAGCUGGUAUCGAGUGUCGCCUCGUCCAUAACGUCCUUUGCUGAUCGUAUGGCUGCUCUAUCUAUGGUGGCCAGCGGCGGCAAAGCAAAGACCAUAUCAAGCCCGGUCAAAGAAGGGACAAUGGAGGGUCAACUGAGUGAUGAGGGGUGCUUUGUGGACGCCUGUUCGGUAACAAGCCUCGAGGCGGACACAAGAGAGCAUUCAGACCUCGAAGUCUUGUCAGAUGAUCUGCUAUUGGAGAUCUUCUUGCACCUCGACACCGCCGAUAAUCUACACGUCGUCUCGCAAGUAUCAAAGAGAUUUUACAACCUUUCGCGAGCACCCAUACUCUGGAUGAGGAUCUGUGACUCAGCUGGCUACCGCGAUGAUCUCAGGGCCGAGGUGGGCGAGCGAGCGCUAGGAGUCUGGGAGCCUCCCGAGGCUGGGGAGGCUUCCACGACCGAGACAGAAGACAGCUCAAUACCAAUCCACUAUCCAACAUUCUACCACACCAUGUCUUCCCUACCCCAACACAUACGGUCCCUAAAACCCACUCACCAUCCUGUCCUGACGACCAUCCCUGGGCACACCGACAGCAUCUAUGCCCUUCAAAUGCUGGGGCAGUGGCUAUUUACAGGCUCAAGAGAUAGAUCUAUUCGACUUUGGCGACUCCCUGCCCCGUCUCUUGCAAAGACGAGCCAGGGUGCAGAGCUCGCUGCUUCCGUGGAGGACGCGCAUGGUGGAAGCGUGCUAAGCCUUGUCUUUGAGUGUGACCUGCAAGGUAGGGGGCUACUCGUCACUUCUUCCUCGGACGAAACCGCCUCCAUCUGGUCGAUAUUUCUCCCUCAGCGAUCCUCUGACGGUGAGGCCACAAUCGAAAAGAUCCAAGCACUACCUCACCCUGCAGCGGUUCUCGAUGCUACAUUGACGCCAUCCCAUGUCGUGACAGCUUGUAAAGACCGGCACCUCCGGGUCUUUUCACGCACAACACUGGAGCAGGUAUGGGAGUUGAAAGAGCACCGGGGACCUAUCAACUGCGUCACGGUGCACGGCACAAAUGGCAAGCUGGAGGGAGACAAUCAUGAAGAGGUGAUCUCUGCAAGUGGGGACGGGAGCUGGAUCAUAUGGGAUGUGAAAAUAGGCAAGCAGGUUCGGCGGGGUGCUGGGGAUGGACGAGGUUUGGCCUGUGUUGCUUGGGAGAGGGACUAUAUUGUCACUGGCGAUAACGAAUGCCUCAUCAAGCUUUAUGAUGCUGCGACGUGCGAUCUCAUCAGGGUCUUUCAAGGCCACACCAACUUGGUGCGCGCUGUUGCCUUGCGUCCAAGAGAGGGACUGGUGGUCAGCGGAAGCUACGACCACAGUGUCAUGAUUUGGGACAUGCACACAGGCCUUCUGAUCAAACGACCCUCUCUGCCACACACUUCGCUGGUACUUGACAUUCACAUGAGCGCAAAUCGCCUCGCAUCGGCUGGGCAUGAUAAUUCGGUGAUGGUGCUGACUUGGGGAGGAGAUCUGCUCUAUACUGAUCUGCUGGUGUGAUCGCUACAUCAACUGUAUAUAAUCACUUGAUCAUUGCAUGUGCAUCUUGAAACGCAAGCCCACACUGCGUCUAUUACGAAACAGUACACCGGGCGCAGAAUAAUCACUACGAGCCUAGCAUUGGGCAUGGCGUUACAUGCGCUGCGUGCUGCCGUGAGUAUCGUAUUAUAGCGCGGCAAAUGCUCAGAGAUAAGAAUGCGAUGGGCGGCCAUCCUCGUGGCGUGUAAGGCUGAAACAACAAAACUUUAGAUUUGAAGCGGGCGAUCCGGUUAACGGCAUCUCGGCUUCUGAAUGAGAUUCAAUUUAUCUGGUUAUCGGCUGGCUGCUUUGCAUGAUGCGCUCGCGUCUGGCCCCGUAAUAGUAGGGCGCUGCCCAGAGCCCAGAGCAGCAGCACUCGCAGUACCGAGCAGCCGAGCUAUCUCCAAAAUUCCAUAUCUCAUCUCAGGCCAAGAGUCAUUAAGAGCAAUUGGUCUUGCUUCCUUCCCUAUCGUCUUUGCGAGUGUGGUAAAUUGCCCUACUCGUGUACCCGUGCAUGAUGCAGAGCAGUGGCAUUGCGCGCUGCAGCUGAUCCGUCGCACUACUCCAUCAUCUAGAUCAACUAGCAUCAUCAUCGAGUCGCAGCUGGGACCGGCUCUCCCCUCUCCCCUCUCCCGCUCUCUGCCCUCGCCCAGGGCGGUGCCGAACCCAGAAGCCAUGGAAGCUGGGAGAACCUGGUUGG